CGGAAAAAACAAUCAGCUGAAGUGGCCGAUGCGGAGGCUCCUUCCGCAGAUGGAGCCACUCGCCCGAGAAGAAUCCGGCAGCUCUCUCGUGAUCUCAGUUGCCCCUCAACACCGGGUUCGCACAAUUAUGGGUCAUUCGAGGGUUCAAAUUUGGCAAAAACAACCGAGGUCACGGCGCAGCUUUCAGACAGACUUUUAGGUCAAUUACAAGCAUCUACGACAGCAUCAGAGAGCACAGUAACUGCCGAAAUGGUACGUAUAAAAACUCAGCCUGCUGCUGAAGGGGCUGCUGAACAUGGCGAAUAUGCACCAGAGCGACUACUGGUACCGACAGGGUCGAAUCCGGGACGACAUUUGAAGCAAGCUGGACAAACUGGUCAGUCCUAUCAUCUGCGUUCUAUGAGGCACAAAUCCUUCAUAACUACUGUUCCCAGCAGCCUCUCACCGGAGCGGAUUCGGCAAGCUAGCAAACUGGCCGAGGAGGCUAUCAAGGUGAGCAAAGUGGCCGCUUGA
Molecule: messenger RNA, 513 nt
Organism: Protopolystoma xenopodis
Lineage: Eukaryota; Metazoa; Platyhelminthes; Monogenea; Polystomatidea; Polystomatidae
Source: the annotation of a GenBank genome assembly